Messenger RNA from Anoplophora glabripennis (Asian longhorned beetle), 1241 nucleotides. Its product is annotated as zinc finger Y-chromosomal protein-like. NCBI's taxonomy places the organism in Eukaryota, Metazoa, Arthropoda, Insecta, Coleoptera, Cerambycidae. Gene Ontology annotation, cellular component: nucleus. Gene Ontology annotation, molecular function: DNA-binding transcription factor activity, RNA polymerase II-specific; RNA polymerase II transcription regulatory region sequence-specific DNA binding. Gene Ontology annotation, biological process: regulation of transcription by RNA polymerase II. The record is from RefSeq and is a predicted model, not a curated record. The transcript has a single exon. The coding region runs from base 117 to 1055 and encodes 312 amino acids.
ACAAAACUAAAUACAAGAAUGAUAUCAAACAGCACCAAUUGAAGCAUAAAGAUCUUUCACAGGUUCAAACGUACAAGUGUAGUGACUGCAAUUACGAAAGUAGAUACAGCGGGAAUAUGAAAGAACACCAACUGAAGCAUAAAGAUUCUUCUCAGGUGCAAAUGUACAGGUGUAACGACUGCGAUUAUGAAACUAAAUACAAGUAUGCUGCCAAAAGGCACCAAAUAACACAUAAAGAUGCUUCACAGGUUCAAAUGUACAAGUGUAACGACUGCGAUUAUGAGAGUAAAGACAAGUAUGCUGUCAAAAAACAUCAACUGAAACAUAAAGAUCCUUCACUGGUUCAAAUGUACAGGUGUAGCGACUGUGAUUUUGAAACUAAAUACAAAGAAUAUAUCAAAAAGCAUCAACUGAUACAUAAAGAUCCUUCACAGGUGAAAAUGUACAGGUGUAACGAGUGCGCAUACGAAAGUAAAGACAAGUAUGCUGUCAAAAAUCACCAACUGAAACAUAAAGAUCCUUCUCAGGUGGAAAUGCACAGGUGUAACGACUGUGAUUACGAAACUAAAUGGAAGGGUGUUAUCAAACAGCAUCAACUGAAACAUAAAGAUCCUUCGCAGGUUCAAAGGUACAAGUGUGACCACUGCGGUCUCGAAACUAAAUACAAGUUUCAUAUGAAACGGCACCAACUGAAACAUAAAGAUCCUUCACAAGUUCAAACGUACAAGUGUAAGGAGUGCGAUUACGAAAGUAAAUACAAGAAUCAUUUCGAACGCCACCAACUGAAACAUAAAGAUCCUUCUCAAGUUCCAAUGUACAAGUGUAACGUUUGCGAUUACGAAACUAAAUACAAGAGUUAUAUCAAACGGCAUCAACUGAAGCAUAAAGAUUCGUCACAGGUUCAAAUGUACAGGUGUAACGACUGCGAUUACAAAACUGUAUACAAUAAUGUUAUCAAACUGCACCAACUGAAACAUAAACUGGUAAAAUGUUCAGCUGUAACGACUGCGAUUUUGGAACUAAAUACAGGAGCGAUAUCGGACGUCACACGUUGAAGCAUAAAGAGUUUUCAUAAAUGCAAAUGUACCCAGCAAAAGAAGUCUUUGAGGAGACCUCAAGUGAUGCACAACUAAAAGUUUGCAGGUGCGAAUUAUUACCUUUCGAUCGUUGGGCAUGUGCGCCUAAGUUUUGAAUUGUAAAGGAGUUUCACUCAAAUAUGCAAGCGAGUGCACUUGUAAAAA